Lachancea sp. 'fantastica' is the source of this 2982-nucleotide messenger RNA. The record is from the annotation of a GenBank genome assembly. NCBI's taxonomy places the organism in Eukaryota, Fungi, Ascomycota, Saccharomycetes, Saccharomycetales, Saccharomycetaceae.
AUGGUGUCACCAUCUGUGCGGCUAGGUUCGCGACACACGUACCAAAAAACUCUUUGUUUGCCAAAGACCAAGUUUCCCAACCGAUCAAAUUUGCAAAAAACGGUCGAUGUGUUGAUCCCACAAUCAUCCCAAAACUUGUACAACCACCAGUUUAACGAAUUUCUGCGACGUGCAACAGCCCUGGGUCAACAAGAAAGGCUGAAGUUCGUGCAGGAAAAACUGUUUGUUUUGCACGAUGGCCCACCUUAUGCAAAUGGCGAUUUACAUCUGGGCCAUGCCCUGAACAAAAUACUAAAAGACUUCAUUAACAGAUUUCAGCUUUUGAGAGGCAAAUUUGUAUACUAUAGAUCCGGAUGGGACUGUCACGGGCUGCCAAUUGAGUUGAAGGCAUUGCAAAAGCUUAAUUCCAAUACCAACAAGCUUUCUGCGACGAAGGUGCGAUCUCUGGCCGCUGAACAUGCCAAGAAAACCAUCAAAAGCCAGCGAAGUCAAUUCGAGAAAUUUGCCAUAGCCACCAACUGGGAUGACCACUACGAAACUAUGCAAAAGCCAUUUGAGCUUCGACAACUAGAUAACUUGAAAAAGAUGAUUCAUCGGGGUCUAAUCAAAAGGCAAAAUAAGCCAGUGUACUGGGGAACGGAAACCAAAACUGCUUUGGCAGAAAGUGAACUAGAAUACAAAGAAGACCAUAUUUCAACUUCCGCCUAUGUCAAGUUCCCGCUGAGCAGCGACUCAGAAGCAUUUCUGCAAAAACAAUUCUCUUUGGACACUGAAAAGGGAAUCGACGUUGUUAUCUGGACAACAACUCCAUGGACGUUAUUUGCCAAUCAAGCUAUCUGCUUCAACAAAAAUUUGGAGUACGGCAUUUACGAGUUUGGCAACAGGUACCUAUUACUUCAAAGCGAAUUUGAUAUUGGGAAGUUUGAAAGCAAUGGAGCUGCCCGUCACAUCGCCUCAUUGACGGGCGAACAACUUUCCACACUAAAAUAUGUGAAUCCGAUUAUGGACAAACUUGAUGAAAAACCUUUUCUCCAUGGUGAACAUGUAAGCAAGACAGCAGGCACAGGAUUAGUCCAUACCGCCCCGGGUCAUGGAUUCGACGAUUACGCGAUCGGCAUAAAACAUGGGCUCGAAAUUUUCUCACCAGUGGACAAUGAGGGCCGCUAUAAACUCGAUGCAUUCCCUGACCCCAUUCAAGCUAUACUGAAAGAUUCAGACGAUGGAAUUGGACGUAAAGUAAUGAAGGAGGACACCACAGAUAUAGUCGUCGAGCUUUUACGUCAGAGCAAGAUGCUUCUAAAAACAGAGACAUAUUCCCAUUCUUAUCCCUACGAUUGGCGAUCCAAGAAACCUGUGAUCAUAAGAGCGACACCUCAAUGGUUUGCAGACCUCACCGACGUCAAAAGCUUGGCGCUUGAAAGUUUGGAGAAAGUUAAAUUCUUUCCUGAAAGAGGGCACGUAAGACUGGCAUCAUUUAUAAAAUCUAGAAAUGAGUGGUGUAUUUCUCGUCAACGAUCCUGGGGAGUGCCAAUACCAGCCUUUCAUAAACGUGAUAACUCUGAAGAGGUCAUCAUGAGUGAGGCUACCGUGGACCAUGUUAUAUCAGUGAUUGAACGGAAAGGAAUUAACGCGUGGUUCGAAGACGGAUGCGAGGAUAUGAAAGAGUGGCUGCUACCAGAAUAUCACGAUGUCGCCCACUUGUAUUGCCGAGGGAAAGAUACCGUAGACGUCUGGUUUGACAGUGGCAGUACAUGGAAGGAACUGGAAUCUUUUUACUCACAUCAGCUGGGCUUGGACACAAUACCUUUCCCACUGGCGGAUGUCUAUCUAGAAGGCUCAGAUCAGCACCGAGGCUGGUUUCAGAGUUCCCUGCUGACAAAGGUAGCCACUACAAAUGUACCCGAAGCACCAUAUGGAACGCUGAUUACUCACGGAUUCACACUGGACGAACAUGGAAUCAAAAUGUCUAAAUCCAUUGGUAACAUUGUUUUGCCGGAGAGCGUUUUUAAAGGAGAUGAAAAACAAGGCAUUCCUGCACUUGGUGUGGACGGACUACGACUAUUAAUUGCACAGGCGGACUUCACCACCGAUGUGGCCAUUGGACCUACAAUUACGCAGCGCGUCGCAGAUGCUUUGAAAAAGCUCCGACUGACUUUCAAGUUUCUCCUGGGAAAUUUGCAGCAAUCUGAGUCCGAAUACAAGCUUCUGGAGUUUGAAAAGUUGAGGCCAAUUGACCAGCAUACAUUGAUCAAAUUGAGCGAGCUGAACACGGAAACUUUGAAGCACUACGAGUCUUUCAAUUUUUCUAAAGUUUUGAAUGCUGUCAUGUACCAUAUGAACAACCAUCUGUCGGCCUUCUACUUUGACAUCAUCAAAGACUCACUCUACGCCGAUUCUGUCGGUGGCUUAAAGAGACAGCAAGUGCAAACUACCUUGUUUCACAUCCUCGACACAUACAGAAGCAUUCUGGGUCCCAUCAUACCCGUGAUGGUUCAAGAGGCUUGGAAUUAUCUCCCUCCAGGUUGGUAUAAAGCUGAAGGCGCUUCAUCAGACACGAAUGUCUUGCUGUCUCCUUUAAUGCGUCCCUGGGCCGUCCCCCCGGUUUUCUCGUCGUCGGAUCGUCAGAUCCACGAUUUUGAACAAAAUGAAUUGAAGAUCCUGCGAGCGUUCAACAGUGAAUUCAAAAAACUGGCGUCUGUCACCAAACCCGCUCAAACUCAAGCCAAAAUAGCCGUUCUUGGAAGUAGCGGCUUGCAUAUCUGUACCGAAUCUUUGGCAGAUUUACUACAGGUCGGUCAUUUGCAAAUUGUGGACGCACCACUACCAGACGGUGUUCGAUUGAGUUUGGGUGAUGGGGAAACUUUGAUAGAUCUUCUAGUUGAGCCCAGCGAGCUCCAUGAAUGUCCUAGAUGCUGGAAACACAACUCACAUACGCCAAAUUCCCUGUGCAAACGGUGCGACGCCGUUGUUAACGUGACCUAG